Messenger RNA from Trematomus bernacchii (emerald rockcod), 1497 nucleotides. RefSeq names its product UNC homeobox (gene uncx). The coding region runs from base 16 to 1449 and encodes 477 amino acids. The record is from RefSeq and is a predicted model, not a curated record. Gene Ontology annotation, biological process: regulation of DNA-templated transcription. Lineage: Eukaryota; Metazoa; Chordata; Actinopteri; Perciformes; Nototheniidae. Gene Ontology annotation, molecular function: sequence-specific double-stranded DNA binding; DNA-binding transcription factor activity, RNA polymerase II-specific. The transcript is spliced from 3 exons.
CCUUUUGCCUGCGGGAUGAUGGACAGCAGGAUACUGGAUGCUCCUCACGCCCAGUUCGGAGGCUCUCUCGGCGGGAUGGUGGGCUUCCCGUACCAUCUCAGCCACCAUCACGUUUACGAAUUAGCCGGGCAUCAACUUCAAUCUGCGUCAGCGCUUCCCUUCUCUAUAGACGGAUUACUUAAUGGCUCCUGCACGGCUUCAGUGGGCAAUUCCAGCCACCUCUUGUCUUCGGGCUGCGGGAUGAAUGGAGAUAAUCAGCAGUACAAACUGUCAGACUCGGGGGACCCAGACAAAGAUAGCCCUGGUUGCAAGAGACGGAGAACUCGCACAAAUUUCACUGGUUGGCAGCUGGAGGAAUUAGAAAAGGCUUUUAAUGAGAGCCACUAUCCGGACGUUUUCAUGAGAGAGGCACUGGCUCUUCGAUUGGACUUGAUAGAAUCAAGGGUUCAGGUAUGGUUCCAGAACCGCAGAGCCAAAUGGAGGAAAAAGGAGAACACAAAGAAGGGUCCGGGUCGACCUGCGCACAACGCCCACCCCACCACCUGCAGCGGGGAGCCCAUGGACCCCGAGGAGAUCCGCCGCAGAGAGGUGGACCGCAUGGAGAAGAAGAAACGAAAGCAGGAGCGCCGGCUGCUCAAGUCCCAGAACAGGCUCGCUGCUGGGGAUUUAUUUCACACCCCGGGAUCAGACAGCGACAGCGGGGUGUCGCAUGUGACCGACAGCGACCACACGGGCCCGCCUUUUGACUCCAUGGAGGGAAGCCAAGCGGGCUGCGACCCGACACCUCAGUCUAUCCACAACCAUAACCAAAGACUUUUGGAGCGGGAUGCUCGCGGGUCCGAGCCGGACUCGCCGGACGCCAGCAGCCUCCGGUCACUGUGCGCCAACAGCAGCGCGUCCAGCGUGCAGAAACUGAACCCUUUCAGCGUGGAGAGCCUCCUCUCGGACUCCAGACCGAGGCGCAGCCCCGCGGCCUUACCCCCCUCACGGCCUUUGAUAGGGAAGGGACACUUCCUGCUCUAUCCCAUCACACAGCCGCUUGGAUUCAUUGUUCCCCAAACUGCUCUGAAGACGCUGAACUCUGACAGCCACACGGAGAGGAACCAGAGCCGCUGCAGCGUGACGUCUGCGGGCUCUGCGGGAUGUAGAAGCAGCUCCCCGGCCUCUGCAGACCCGGCACCGAAGGGACAGGUGGGCUCGGAGGAAAAGACACGAUCACCGCACACCAGCCCACCGAGGGCCGCCUUUCCCACUGGCAAAAGUACUCAGACCUCUGUUAUUUGCAGCGAUUCGACUUUCGUCCACGAACACAGUCCAAUUACGCCUGUCGAUGCAGACAGAAAAGAGCUUUUAGAGAUCAAGGACCAGCCUGACCCCCCCGAGUGUGUCCUCAGUGACAGUCCAGCUGAAACAAAGACAAACUCUAAAGAAGAUGUCGACAUGGAAUAAAUCAUUGGGGUAAAAAAAAGAAAAGACAUCAUACUGAUAUAGCCUCUA